CCCACCUUCACAUUCAUCUCCAAAACACCCCCUCUAAAUGUAAGGUUGUUUCCUCAUCAAUCUCACCCCCAUUCCCACUUGUUUUUUUUUUUUUUUUUUGAGCUUUAUUUCAAUAAACUCUUUAUUAUAUAUCAAAUGUCUAUCUCUGAAAUCUCAGCUUCACCUCCAUUGCGAGAGUCCUCCUCAUCUCCUCUGAGAAUCCAAAAGGUUUCAAAGUCGGUCUCCGAUCGGCUUCUCGUGAAAUUCUCAGAUGUUUCAGAAUUGGGAUUUGAUUAUUCUCAGAGUGGACUGUGGUCUCCUCCAAUCAGAAGAAGUGUGUUCUUGAGCUCACCCGGUCUCAUUUUUACAGAACAUGAAAUGGUGGAGAAGCUAAGUGCUUUGGAGGCUCGCCGGAGACGAAAAUACAGAGGCAUUUUGGUGUUCUCCACGGAGAUGUUGAACCCAGGCUGGAAAUAUCCAAGUUUUAUUUUCCUGUUCUUCCCAUCUCCUCAAUUGUAAAUGUCUUUUAUUUUAAUUUAAAAAAAUAUAGAGAAAGAGAAUGCAUAAUCAUAUAUGCAUAUGGUCCAGUUGUAUCUCUUCUAGUUUUUUUGUUCUGUUUUAUUUUUUAAUUUCUCUAUGCUUGCAAGAUUUUGUGUAGAUUUCAAGCAACCCACGGAAAAUUUUGAGCUGCAAUUCUUCCAAAGAAUUAGAAAUAGAACUGCGUAUAUUUUGUC
This is a messenger RNA of Camellia sinensis, 713 nucleotides long. The record is from RefSeq and is a predicted model, not a curated record. NCBI's taxonomy places the organism in Eukaryota, Viridiplantae, Streptophyta, Magnoliopsida, Ericales, Theaceae.